AUGUCAUUGCCAAGAAUGUGUUCAUUACCGUCUAGCAGUGGUAGUACAGGUAGUAGUAGUAGUAGUACCGCUGAUAUCGAUAAAGAAAAACAACGUUUUGCAGCUGCAGCUGCAGCUGCAACAAUGGCAUUUCCAAGUUUACCAUUUAUGGCUGCAGCAGCAGCAUUUCCGGCUGUAACAUCAACUACAACCGGUAGUUCCGUUUUUCCGAAUCAAAUGGCCGCUCAAUUAUCAUUGUUCAAUCCACAUUUGCAACAAUAUUAUGCUAAUUUAAUACAUCAACAACAACUCUUGCAAAGUUUACAAAAUCAUUCACCACAAUCUCGAACAGGUUAA
This is a messenger RNA of Brugia pahangi, 336 nucleotides long. The record is from the annotation of a GenBank genome assembly. NCBI's taxonomy places the organism in Eukaryota, Metazoa, Nematoda, Chromadorea, Rhabditida, Onchocercidae.